CGCGGUCAAUAAAUAUAGUAGGUCCGGUGAGCAAAUUGUUUCCUCUCUCGACUCGACUGAGAAGCGGCGGAACACCGGCGAAGAAGGAGAUUCAGAAGUAGAUACGAAACUGGCGAAUCUUCUUCUCUUCUUCUAGAUACAUUUGGGCACCGAUGUUUGGUAACAACAGCAAUAAUCCUCAAGGCUCUGCGCCUCCUUUGCCAUUCAGGAUGCCCUCUGCGUCUGUUCCUGGAGGCUUUACUCAGUCUCAUAUGGCAACUAACAUUCAAGCUCCGUUUCAGUUCAAUCAACCUCAGUCUAAAGUUCAUGCUCAAAUGCAAGCUCAGAUACAAGCAGGCAUGACCAUGAACCAAGCCCCGGAGAUUGGUGUUUUGGGAGGUCCUUCUUCGCCUUCUAUGACCACUACUCCUGGAAGUAGUUCAAACGUGAAGAGGCUCCAGCAGAGACCGCCGAUGAGACCUCCUCCUUCCGGUUUCCCCAACAACACUGUCACCCCCAUGAGAACAAUGGAGUUAACUCCAGCUGCUGCACGUAGUAAGAAGAAACAGAAGCUUCCUGAGAAGUCCUUGCAGGAACGUGUGGCGGCGAUCUUGCCUGAGUCCGCCUUAUACACACAGCUUCUCGAGUUCGAGUCUCGUGUCGACGCUGCGUUGAGUAGAAAGAAAGUUGACAUCCAGGAAGCUCUCAAGAACCCUCCCUGCCUACAGAAGACGCUUCGGAUCUACGUAUUCAACUCCUUCGCUAACCAAACCAACGCGAUUCCUGGGAAUAUUCCAAAUGCUGAUGACCCUCCUCCAACGUGGACUCUUAAAGUUGUUGGUAGGAUCCUGGAAGAUGGGGUGGAGCAUCCAGACCAGACAGGGUUUGUUCAGAAAGAUAACCCAUUGCAUCCCAAGUUCUCUUCUUUCUUCAAGAAGGUGCAGGUUAGCCUGGAUCAGAGGCUUUAUCCUGAGAACCCAUUGAUCACGUGGGAGAACUCUCGUUCACCUGCUCCUCAGGAAGGGUUUGAGAUAAAGAGGAAAGGGAAUCAGGAGUUUGCAGCUACUAUUAGGUUGGAGAUGAACUACGUCCCUGAGAAGUUCAAGCUUUCUACCGCAUUGAUGGAUGUUCUUGGGAUUGAGGUUGAAACCAGGCCGAGAAUCAUCGCUGCGAUUUGGCAUUAUGUCAAAGCGAGGAAACUGCAGAACCCAAACGACCCUUCUUACUUCAACUGCGACGCUGCGCUUCAAAAAGUGUUUGGAGAACAGAAGCUGAAGUUCACAAUGGUCUCUCAGAAGAUAUCUCAUCACUUGUCACCUCCACCACCUAUUCACUUAGAACACAAGAUCAAGCUGUCAGGAAAUAACCCGGCCGUAUCAGCGUGUUACGAUGUCCUGGUGGAUGUACCCGUCACUAUCCAAAGGGAUCUGAGCAACUUGUUGGCCAACGCAGAGAAGAGUAAAGAGAUUGAGGCUUGUGAUGAAGCGAUAUGUGCAGCCAUAAGGAAGAUACAUGAGCAUAGGAGGAGACGGGCAUUUUUCUUGGGGUUCAGCCAGUCACCAGUUGAGUUCGUAAACGCGCUGAUGGAAUCGCAGAGCAAGGAUCUGAAGGUCGUGGCCGGAGAAGCGAGUCGAAAUGCUGAGAGAGAGCGUGGAUCAGACUUCUUUAACCAACCUUGGGUCGAAGAUGCAGUGAUACGUUACUUGAACCGGAGGCCAGCAGCUGGGAACUAGGGGCCAGGGAGCUGGUGAGUUAGGUCUUUUCAUCUGUUUGAGCUCUUGCUAAUGAAGAACAAGAAGUGUUCAAGAUCAAUUUGAUUUAAAUAGAAAGUAGUGUAUUUGUAAUCUUUUUGUGUUAUGAAACAACCAAGCUGGUUAAUCUUUUGUAUGAUGUAACAAGAUCAAUCUGGUUAAAAAGGAAAGUGGUAUGGUUGUAACGUAACCCUUUUUUAUGAUGAACCAUCAGUACAUCUAAUCCAGCUUUGUUUGUAGCC
This is a messenger RNA of Raphanus sativus (radish), 1972 nucleotides long. RefSeq names its product SWI/SNF complex component SNF12 homolog. Gene Ontology annotation, cellular component: nucleus; SWI/SNF complex. The record is from RefSeq and is a predicted model, not a curated record. Lineage: Eukaryota; Viridiplantae; Streptophyta; Magnoliopsida; Brassicales; Brassicaceae. The coding region runs from base 153 to 1712 and encodes 519 amino acids. The transcript has 3 exons. Gene Ontology annotation, biological process: regulation of transcription by RNA polymerase II.